CUAUUAUUUUAUACUUUACGUUCAGUGCUCAUUACGUUACUGAUAAAAAUGUCCGGAGAAUAUAAAAACCAGUCAAAAUGCGUCGUUAAAGGCUGUACUUCCAAAAACAUGGUUUGUCAUCGUUUUCCUAAUGAGAAUAAAGAUUUUGCACGACGAUUGGAAUGGAUUAAAACUGUGGGCUUUACAGCGGAUGACAAUCCUAAGUUCAAAAACAAAUAUAUUUGUUCUGUUCAUUUUGCUGAUAAUUGUUCAAGUCCUGGUACAAAACGAUUAAAUGCAAACGCAUAUCCAACAUUAAAUUUACCUGUGGGAAUACCUGAUGGCUUAGUUGCAUUACCUAUGUGCAGCACUCCAAAACAUGAUAAUAUAUUGCAUGAUUUGCAUGACAUCUCAGGAUUUGAUUUUUUGAAUUCAACUGUUGACGGCAAAUCAGAUGAUGUUUAUGAUAGUACAGUAAUUCCUCAAGUUAUACAUGUUGAUGGUUGUGCUAUUGGCAGUGAAGUUAGAGAUGGUGCUAGUCUAACUUGUAGAGCUUUAAAAAAAAAACAAAAGUUAAAAAGUUCAAAGAAACAAAAUGUAUUUCAAAAAAUACAUAAUAAUAAUUAUAAAUUAAACUUAGUUGGAGGUACAAUACGUCGCUUACGUAUCCAACUAGGCUUCAAAACAACGUUAUUAUCUUUAUACCAAUUAUACCUGAGCUGUUUACCGGCAGGCCUUAAAUGUACAAUAUUUCGUCGUUUCUUAUUACCCGUGUCAUCACUGAAAACAUAUGAUCUAGGCGUAUUAUAUUUAUUGAUGAUUUUACCUGGCUUCCACGUUUUAGUUAAUAGAUCUCUAAACAUAAUUUUUUGGCCCGGUUGAAAAUCAUUAUUAUUUUUAACUUUGGCAUUUCUAUCGUAAUAUAAUUUUGU
Molecule: messenger RNA, 911 nt
Organism: Sipha flava (yellow sugarcane aphid)
Lineage: Eukaryota; Metazoa; Arthropoda; Insecta; Hemiptera; Aphididae
Exons: 4
Coding region: 49-861 (270 amino acids)
Source: RefSeq, a predicted model, not a curated record